Messenger RNA from Cavia porcellus (domestic guinea pig), 7040 nucleotides. RefSeq names its product potassium voltage-gated channel subfamily Q member 5 (gene Kcnq5). The transcript has 15 exons. Lineage: Eukaryota; Metazoa; Chordata; Mammalia; Rodentia; Caviidae. The coding region runs from base 839 to 3670 and encodes 943 amino acids. Gene Ontology annotation, biological process: potassium ion transmembrane transport. The record is from RefSeq and is a predicted model, not a curated record. Gene Ontology annotation, cellular component: membrane; voltage-gated potassium channel complex. Gene Ontology annotation, molecular function: voltage-gated potassium channel activity.
GCCUUUCCUUCACCCCGCCCCCUCUCCCCGGACCUGGGCUGGGGAGGAUGUCCAGGCACUCUCAAGCUGGCUGCUCGUGCAACUAGAAUGAAAAAUCACAGCCUGCUGGCUGGGGUGAGGCGCGGGGAGCAGCCGGCGCCCGGCCCCCAGGACCUGGCAGCCACGUCCUCUGGGUGCGCCCCUUCGCUCCGCGGAGGACGCGCCCCCAGCCCGAACGCCCCGGGGGCCGGGUAGUACCUAGCGGCAGGACCAGCCGCUCUGGCUCCGACCGCAGGCGGGAGGAUGGCGAGAGCCUGGGAGGAGGCGGCGCUCGGUCUGUGCGUCCAGGUCCCUUUCAGGGCACCGAGUGAAUUUCACGUUCUGACCGCUCCGGCCCCCUGGGAGAACUAAACCCAGCCCCUGCCUCGGAGGCGCGCCCGGAGGCUGGUCCUUCGCGGGGAAAGAGACGACCUCAGCCGGGCGCUGGGAGCGGAGGGAAGAAGGAAGGGGGCGCCGGCGCUGGGUGCGCGCGUGGGAGCGCGCCCGGGACCCCCUCGCACACCGCUCAAGCCGGGGCGCCGCGCGGAGGAAGGAGUGGCCGCGGUGGGAAUCGUAGGGCUCAAAGGCGACCUCCUAAAGUGGCGCUCUGGACAGGUCCAGAUUUCGGAUUCGGAGCCACCCACAGAGACUCAGGUCGUCUGGGCUCCUCCGCACCCCACCCCCAAGCCGGGGUUCGCGUCCCCCGCCAGCCCUGGGGGGGGGUUCGCGCGGGCGCCCCGUCGGGACCGGCUGCCCGGGGCGCCCAUGAGCUCGCGGCCCUCGCCGCCAGCGGCCCCCUCGUGGCGCGCUUGGUGAUGCCAUGCCCCGCCACCUCGCGGGCGGAGAGGAGGGCGGCGCCGCGCGGCCCUGGGGGAACAGCGGCGCGGCGGCGGCGCGCGGGGGGCGCGCGGGCGGCGGCAUGAAGGAUGUAGAGUCGGGCCGAGGCAGGGUGCUGCUGAACGCGGCGGCCGCCCGGGGCGACGGCCUGCUGCUGCUGGGCACCCGCGCGGCCGCGCCGGGCCUGCGAGAGAGCCGGCGGGGCAAGCAGGGGGCCCGGAUGAGCCUGCUGGGGAAGCCGCUGUCCUACUCCAGCGGCCAGAGCUGCCGGCGCAACGCCAAGUACCGGCGCGUGCAGAACUACCUGUACAAUGUCCUGGAGCGGCCGCGCGGCUGGGCGUUUGUGUACCACGCGUUCGUUUUUCUCCUUGUCUUUGGUUGCUUGAUUUUGUCAGUGUUUUCUACCAUCCCUGAGCAUACAAAAUUGGCCUCAAGUUGCCUCUUAAUUCUGGAAUUCGUAAUGAUCGUCGUCUUUGGUUUGGAGUUCAUCAUCCGAAUCUGGUCAGCAGGUUGCUGCUGUCGGUAUCGAGGAUGGCAAGGAAGACUGAGGUUUGCCCGAAAGCCCUUCUGUGUUAUAGAUACCAUUGUCCUUAUCGCGUCAAUAGCAGUUGUUUCUGCAAAAACUCAGGGUAACAUUUUUGCCACGUCCGCACUCAGAAGUCUCCGUUUCCUACAGAUCCUCCGCAUGGUGCGCAUGGACCGAAGGGGAGGCACUUGGAAAUUACUAGGUUCAGUGGUUUAUGCUCACAGCAAGGAAUUAAUCACAGCUUGGUACAUAGGAUUUUUGGUUCUUAUAUUUUCAUCUUUCCUUGUGUAUCUGGUGGAAAAAGAUGCCAAUAAAGAGUUUUCUACAUAUGCAGAUGCUCUCUGGUGGGGCACAAUCACAUUGACAACUAUUGGCUAUGGAGACAAAACGCCCCUAACUUGGCUGGGAAGGUUGCUUUCUGCAGGCUUCGCACUCCUGGGCAUUUCCUUCUUUGCACUCCCUGCUGGCAUUCUUGGCUCAGGUUUUGCAUUAAAAGUACAAGAACAACACCGCCAGAAACACUUCGAGAAGAGAAGAAACCCAGCUGCCAACCUCAUUCAGUGUGUUUGGCGCAGUUAUGCAGCAGAUGAGAAAUCCGUUUCCAUUGCAACCUGGAAGCCACACUUGAAGGCUUUGCACACCUGCAGCCCCACCAAGAAAGAACAAGGGGAAGCAACAAGCAGUAAGCUCUGCAGUAAUAAGCAGAAGCUCUUCAGAAUGUACACCUCACGGAAGCAGAGUCAGAAGCUAAGUUUUAAGGAGCGAGUGCGCAUGGCUAGCCCGAGGGGCCAGAGUAUUAAGAGCAGACAAGCCUCCGUAGGUGACAGGAGGUCCCCAAGCACAGACAUCACAGCGGAAGGCAGCCCCACCAAAGUGCAGAAGAGCUGGAGCUUCAACGACCGCACCCGCUUCCGGCCCUCACUGCGCCUCAAAAGCUCUCAGCCCAAGCCAGUGAUAGACGCUGACACAGCGCUUGGCACUGAGGAUGUGUACGAUGAGAAAGGAUGCCAGUGUGAUGUAUCAGUAGAAGACCUCACCCCACCACUUAAAACUGUCAUCCGAGCCAUCAGAAUUAUGAAAUUUCAUGUUGCAAAACGAAAGUUUAAGGAAACUUUGCGCCCAUAUGAUGUAAAAGAUGUCAUUGAACAAUAUUCUGCUGGUCAUCUGGACAUGCUGUGUAGAAUUAAAAGCCUUCAAACCCGGGUUGAUCAAAUUCUUGGAAAGGGGCAAAUCACAUCAGAUAAGAAGAGCCGGGAGAAAAUCACAGCAGAGCAGGAGACCACAGAUGACCUCAGCAUGCUCGGGCGUGUAGUCAAGGUUGAAAAACAGGUCCAGUCCAUCGAGUCCAAGCUGGACUGCCUCCUGGACAUCUACCAGCAGGUCCUUCGCAAAGGCUCUGCCUCUGCCCUCACUUUGGCUUCAUUCCAGAUCCCGCCUUUCGAAUGUGAACAGACAUCUGACUAUCAAAGCCCAGUAGAUAGCAAAGACCUGUCCAGCUCCACUCAGAACAGUGGUUGCUUAACAAGAUCAGCCAGUGCCAACAUCUCACGGGGGCUGCAGUUCAUUCUGACGCCAAAUGAGUUCAAUGCUCAGACUUUCUAUGCGCUCAGCCCUACUAUGCACAACCAAGUGACACAGGUGCCAGUGAGUCAGAGUGAUGGCUCCACAGUGGCGGCCAACAACAUUGCGAACCAAAUAACCACGGCGCCCAAGCCAGCCGCCCCAACAACUUUACAGAUCCCACCUCCUCUCCCAGCUAUCAAGCAUCUGCCCAGGCCAGAGACGUUGCACCCAAACCCCACAGGCUUACAAGAAAGCAUUUCUGAUGUCACCACCUGCCUUGUUUCCUCCAAGGAAAACGUUCAGGUUGCGCAGUCCAACUUGACCAAGGACCGUUCUCUAAGGAAAAGCUUUGACACUGGAGGAGAAACUCUGUUGUCUGUUCUCCCCACGGUGUCCAAGGACUUGGGCAAGUCUCUGUCUGUGCAAAACCUGAUCAGGUCGACAGAAGAACUGAAUUUACAGCUUUCAGGGAGUGAGUCAAGUGGCUCCAGAGGCAGCCAAGAUUUUUACCCCAAAUGGAGGGAAUCCAAAUUGUUCAUAACUGAUGAGGAGGUGUGUGCGGAAGAGACAGAGACAGACACCUUUGACAGCACACUGCAGCCGGCCAAGGAAGCUGCUUUUGCCACAGACUCUCUAAGGACUGGAAGAUCACGAUCAUCUCAGAGCAUCUGUAAGGCAGGAGAAAGUUCAGAUGCCCUCAGCUUGCCCCACGUCAAACUGAAAUAAGUUCUUUGUUUUCUUUCUAAACAUAGUGGUUCCUUUAGCCAUACAUAUCAUUGCAUGAACUAUUUUGAAAGCCCUUCUAAAGAGUUGAAAUUGCAAGAAUCAGGAAGAAUAUGACAGGCAGUUUAUAAGCCUGUUAUCUUUUAAUUGCAUGAAAAUGCAUGUUUAGGGAUGGCUGAGAUUCCAAGGUGCAUCGACAUUCACAUUUACUAAUGUACCUUGAGUUUAAAAUCUUGAGAUACCAAACAUUGCUAAUGCUAUAGGGUGUGUGAAAAUGUCAAGAUUAGAACAUUUAGAAGAUUGGACACUAUAUUUUGAAAUGUGGGAGUAAAUACCUUCAAAUUUCAGGCAUUUCUGCUUUGUGACUAAAUAAAAAAUACAUUUUCAAAAUUAGGUCAUAAUGUAUAUUUAAACAUAAUGGCUAUCCACUGCUGCUAACAAUAUAUUAAGUAAAGCAGAAUUUGGGAAUAACAGAAAUGGCUGCUUAUUUCAGAUAUUUUUGCCAACCCAUUCCCACUUGGUCAUUUUAUUAUUAAUGUAAUUUGAAUGUAACUUUGUGUAUUCUUGGUGAUGUAAUGCUGUGGCAAGCAAUUUUGCACAUCAUUUUCAUGUUGUCCUUUAUGACAAGAAUGUUUUUCAAUUAGAAAAUGCGCAAAUUAUGGAAUUCAGGGCCAGUAGAGCAGACAGACUCAUUAUUUGAUAUAUUCGACUCUGCGGAAGCAUGUUCCGUAAUGACAUAGUCAGUUGUGAAAAUGGUCACCUUCUACACAAGUGUAUGAAAAAUCCGGUGUGCUUGGGCUGGUUUCUCUGCAGGGCUGUCCACUUCAGGGUCACCCCACCCUGCCCUACGAAGGGCAUGUGUGAGCGGCAGUUCUCAUUUCCUGAGCACCCUAGGGGAAAGGGAGAUGGAAGUGGGAUGGAGAGGGGAAAGCUUGGAAAGAAUCCAGACACAACACCAGGAAGGAGGCAAAGCCCAGACAACGACUUCCCCCUCAAAGGCUGAAGGGGAAAGAAACAAACCAAAAUAAAAAACUAGAUUUUUUCUUUUUAGAAAAUGAUAUUUGCUAGGGAAUUCAACUACCUAUACAUCCCUUAUUCUUAUAUACAGACAGAGAUUUUGCAAAGUAUUUAUUUUUUAAUAUGCCCUGGAUGUCUUUUACUAUUAUGUCAUACAUUUUGCAUAUUAAAGGCUAAAACUAAAUUUCCUUUACUUUUUAUACUAUAGUGAACUCUUUCUAUUCUGCCCUAAAAAGUUGUCCCAAGUCUGAAAUUACUGAAUCUAUUUCCUGGUAUAAAUGUCUAUAAUUAAAAGCCAGAUGCCACUGGCAAGGUCUGCAAAUCAAAACACUUAAUACAUCAUAGCAGUGAAAAAAAUCAAGGGAAAAUGAAAAAUGUAUUUCCCAGAAACAAGCAACACUGGCUGCUCGUUAGGUAUCAGGGUAGCUAUAUCAGAAUGUCAGAAUUUGGGCCAGAUUUGGUAGCCUGUGUCUGUAAUCCCAGCACUCAGGAAGCUGAGGCAGGAGGAUUGGUGUGAGUUUGAGACCAGCCUGGGCUACAGAGCAAGUUCAAGGCCAGCUUGAACUACAUAACAAGACUCUGUCCCAAAAAAACAAAACAACAAAUUAACGGUAUGAACAAGGCAAAGAGAGGAGCUAACCCCCAGCCACUCCCAGAAGAACUCAAGGAAAGAACUUUUUCUUUAGAAAGAAUUACAGUCACUUCCAGAAAAAUAUCUCCAGCGGCCAGUGGAAGAAGCAGGCAGCAGCGUACUGCUCAAAGGAAAGAAGCCCUGAAAUCCACCAGCCUGUCUCAGCUCUCUCCACUAGACGGGCCUUAGAAUUUCCCUUAGAAACUCCCUCCCCAAGUAAACCAAUUAUCCUCUCUACCUAAAAUGUGCUUCUCAGCCUUCUAAAAUGUUUGUCCCUUUUGCUAACGUGCAAUUUUUAAAAGCUUCGUCUUCCUAUCUUACCUGGAUUCUAACACACUGCCCUGGAGUGUAUUACUCAGAAUCUUCUUGACUACUGGAGACACAUGAGUUAAAAAGAUUUUGCUAAGCAUUUAAUUAUUUUCUUUUUCCAAACACAGAAGUUAUUAAAUACAAUUUCUCAUCUGGCCAUGUCUCUGCCCAACCUGAAAUUGUGAUACACCCUCCCAAGGACACGGUUCACAUAAACACGCACACACGCAUGCAUCCACACAGGCGCUAACCUAAGCCAGACUCCUCCUCGAUGCUUGGCAGGUCUCUCCAAAGAUUAGCCAAGGAAAAAGGAAGGAGGCCACAACUUUCAGGUAGCACUGAUUCUUGGGCAUAUACUGACUUGGGUCAAACCCCACUGGCAGCAGGAGUUCUGAAUGUAUUGGGGACCCCCUGUGAGGCCUCAUUAGACCUCAAAUAGUUCAUACAGCAUUGCUGAAGACUGGAGAUUCAGAAAUAAAGCCUCCACCCUUCGCUGAGGUCUUCAUCACAGCAAAAUGUGAUAAGCCAUGUUGCGAAAAACACGUACCUAUUGAAGCUUUGACCAUUUUUGUCUAACUCACUCUAGCACAAAAACUCUCAGGUGGUAAAAGAUGGCGAGAAAACCACAAGGUUCUGCUUGUGUCGCUCUCUGUGGAGACGAAAAUGGUGUCCCAUUUACACUUAGCAAAGUCCCACUGGUCAGUCCAAGUGGUGUCUUGAAGCACAAUUUAGCUGAGGACUGAGGAGCUACCCGCUUUCUCAGUUCAAGUUUGUCUGCAUCCUUCAACACAUGUGGAGGAUCCAGGGAAUCCUUACUUAAUUACAAACAGCCCAUGUAUGAGGUCCCCUAAAAAUUUUUGUGCCCAAUGUAAUGUUUGCAUUUUGUUCGACUAAAUUAAUAUCUGUGGAUUGCAAGUUUUGCUGAAAGUAAGAUAUUUUCCCUGUCUCAUUCUAAGGUGCCUUUAUCACCUCCCAUGCAUUCAGUGAUUCUUCAAGUUCUUAAUUUGAAAGUCAAACUUAAUAGAGAGGAGAAAAUCAGGCACAAAGUGACUCAGUCUCACACUCACUUGCACAGAAAAACUACAAAUAAGGAAGAAAACUGGGCAAUUAAAUAAAUAGAUCACUGCAUUCAAACAGACUAAGGAAAUAUCGUGAAUAUGUUAUCUCCCCAGAAGCUGAUUUUUUUUUGCCUUAAAUAACCUGGUUGUGUUUAUGUAAGAGAAAAUUAAUUUAAUAUAAUUAUGUGCAUUUAAGUGAGCAGUUCUAAAGUCAUGUACAACAAUGCAAUUGUCUGUUUCCUGAAAACAAAUAAAUCAGGAAUAUCAUAUCUAUUUCAAGCUACCAUGUAACUUCAUUUGCUCUCUUUUACUGGGAUUAUUUGUUUUAAAGUAAAACAUUAAAAAGAUGUCUAUAAAA